AUACGAUUCCUUUCAUUAAACUUAAAUCUUCAAUUCUUCAAUUUAAGUUAAUAUUAUUUCUUGAACAAAAUGGCGGAGCUCAUAUCAGUUCCGUUAAAGAAACCUACUGAUGUUGAUGUCGUCCAACCUUUAAAAAAUACCAUUAACAUAAUCUAUAGUACGUCGCAAAAGGCUCAAGACUAUACUGAACAAGUGAAUGAGUUAAGUAAACUUAGGAAGAAUGCAGUUUGGAAAGCCUAUGAAAAAUACGAAAGUUCUUUGGAGGUUAUAUACAGCUAUUACGAUCAACUGAUUGCCCUAGAAAGUAAAAUACCACCAGGAGAACUCCAAAUUCCAUUCAAAUGGAAGGAUGCCUUCAGUAAAGGAUCUGGAUUGUUUGGUGGCAGGACAAGCCUCACCAUAUCCCAGCUUGGCUAUGAGCGAGUUUGUGUGUUAUUCAACAUCGCAGCCUUGCAGAGUUCCGUUGCUGCCUCUCAGAGUAUGGAUAGUGACGAAGGACUCAAACUGGCCGCCAAACUUUUCCAGCAAUCGGCAGGUAUAUUUAGCCACCUUAAGGGAAAUGUUAUGGCAGCACUGCAACAAGACCCGACUCCCGACCUUAACCCCGACACAUUGGCAGCACUGUCUUCUCUCAUGUUGGCUCAGGCUCAGGAAAUCUUUGUGCACAAGGCUAUUCACGAUAAUUUAAAGGAUGCUCUAACAGCAAAGCUAGCUAACCAAGCUGAAGAAUUGUAUGCAGAUGCACUUAAACUUCUCCAGAAAGAAAAUGUCCGUCCUCUUUGGGAUAAGGAGUGGAUACCAAUCGUGGCAGGUAAACAAGCCAUGUUUCAUGGAGUGGCAGAGUUCUUUCAAAGUUUAGUAUGUAAAUCCAACAAAGCUGUGGGAGAGGAAAUUGCCAGAUUGCAGAGUGCCAUAGAAUAUCUGAAAGCUGCUCAAACUCGAUCUGGCAAACCCGGCGUCACCGCAGAUAUUAUUGCCAAGGCUGAACGUCAUCUCAAAGAAGCUCUCAAGGAUAACGAUUUUAUCUACCAUGAAAGAAUCCCAGAUGCCAAGUCUCUGACUCCUAUUGGACGAGCGCCUUUGGCUAAAGCUCAAUCAGUGCCACCUAAACUCUCCAGCAACUUCAAAGACUUGUUUGAGCAGCUGGUCCCGAUGGCUGUCCACCAAGCUCUGACAGCUUAUGAGAAUCACAAGAGUGAACUGGUCAAUAGUGAGGUAGCCAAGCUGCGAGAUGCUACUCAACUGCUCAACAGUGUUUUGGCCUCCUUGAACCUACCUGCUGCUCUGGAGGAUACUAGUGGCCAAGAGCUUCCACCCUCCUUGGUGUCCAAGGCCUCUGCUGUACAAGAGAGAGGCGGCAUCACAGCCAUUAACAACAUGUUAAGGGAACUGCCUGACCUACUUACCCGCAACAGAGAAAUACUUGACGAGACUGAGAGAAUGCUGAAUGAUGAGAAGCAGUCCGAUGACCAGCUACGGGACCAAUUCAAAGACAAGUGGAACCGAAUACCCUCGUCUCGUCUAACAGAAACAUUCAGAACAAACAUGGAGAAGUAUAGGACAAUCCUCAACAAUGCAGCACAAGCCGACAAGACGGUGAGGGACAAGUACGAGGCGCACAAGCGAGGCAUGGAGCUGCUAAGUGAGGGGCCAGCAGUGAUGGCUGCGUCUGUGCCUCAUGCAGGAGGUGCCUCGCCUACCAAUAGCAACUCUUCAUCUGCAGGUCGUCUCCGUCUGCUAAUGGACCAGGUAGAGACUAUGAAGGCAGAGAGAGACGCUAUAGAGUGUGAGCUUAAGUCCGCCAGUGUGGAUAUGAAAGAGACGUUCCUUGCUGCAUUGCACGAUGGAAACAUCAAUGAACACGCACUCACUGUGGAGACUUUGGGUAGAGCGUACGGACCUCUGCAACAUCAGGUCAAGGACAGUCUUAACAAACAGGAGGGCAUCCUAGCUGAGAUUCAGAAAACCAACACAGAUUUUGUUGCGGAGCGCAGCGGACAAGGUCAUGCAGCUCAGAGAAGAGAGGCAGUCCUCAAAGAGCUGGCAGCUGCUCACGACGCUUACAUGGAACUGAUGAACAAUCUGCAGGAAGGCACUAAGUUCUACAACUCCUUGACAGAGAUUCUACUUGCUUUCCAAAACAAAGUUUCGGACUUCUGCUUCGCUCGCAAGACAGAGAAGGAGGAGCUGAUGAAGGACCUGACUCGUGGAUUGGGAGCUGUAGCUCAAGCAGUCGCUCCAAACCUACCACAACAUCACGGUGGAGUCUCCGGCAUUACUUCAGCCGUUUUGACCGGAGUUUUACAGACGGGAUUGAACACACUGUCGACCUACCUUGCAAGUGGUGGGGGAAAAACUGAGGGCAAAACUGAGGCUAAAGCUGGGGAACCUGGUAAAAUUGAAAACCAACCCGAUGGCAAGAAGGAACCUCCUCCACGACCUCCACCACCUACUACAUCAGCCGCUCAGUUGCCGUACCCUGUUGGUCCUCAGAACAUGCCUAUACCUUACGCCCCUGGGCCUCAGGCACCGUACCCUCAGUAUCCCAUGCCUACUAUGCCUGCUGGAUAUUACACAUUACCAUUCCCAUCAGGAUACCAGGCCCCACCACAGCAGUACCCGGGGUACCCUCCGCCACAAUACCCCCAAUAUCACCCCCAGUAUCCUCCCCCACAAGGGCAACAACCCCCACAGAACCCGCAAUGGUAGCCUGUCGCCGAGUGACCAGCCAACCCCUCUUCUAUAAGGAUUUGUUUUAUAAUGACUUUUCUACCUACUAAAUUUGUAAGUGGUCAUGCAUUUUCAUAGAUUAAAUAUGUUCAUAAAAUGUUGCAUAAAUGUGUAAAUCAAAAAACUAUUUUACUGUGUUAAUGUUUUUGUUUUGAGUAUUGGUUUUGUUACUGGUCAUGUAAUCUAAUGUCAAUAUUUGCAAUCUGUAUGUACUGAAAUGUGUCAAUAAACCGUUUUAUGAUAUUUAUUCUGCAUAUAGUGUGAAAAUAUAUUUUUUAUUAGUUUAUGCGGGAUUUCUUAACCAAUUAAAAUACUAUGCUUACCCUCGCUUUACUGUUAAACAAGUUUUAUUUAGUUGAUGGUAUAUACAUCCACACUUUAAGGCACAAGCCAUCAAAGUUAUCCUCCAAAAUAUUUUACUAUAUAUAUUUUUAUAGGCUUUAUUAUUUUUAUAAUUUAUUGUUGAUGUAUUUAAGAUGGUGUCUAAGGGUUGUAUAUUACUGUGUGGAAUCGUACAACUUUUUACGUAUUGUUUUGGUGUUCAUAGCUAACCAUUAUUCAUGAUAAUUUUUUUAUAUCCCAGUUAAGUUGACAGCCAUCAUUCUUCUAAAUUUUACUUGAUAUUAUCUUGAACUACCGGUAAAGUCUUUAUCUUCAUUUUAAACACUUUUUGAGUCUUGCCAAUUUCCUGACUUUUUUGUAAACACUUUUUUGUACAGUGAUCUGAGACUGUUUACUUAGAGAAAGAAACUUAAAUUUUACACUACCUUUUCUUAUGAAACCAUCAGUCUAGAACAACAUAAAUUUUAUAAAAGGACAUCUACAUAAAUAACUAAACCGAGUUUUCAUUCUCCUAACAUUACUAACCACUACUGAGUCCUACCACAUACAUGAAAACACAAUGUUCUGCUUUCUCUUUAUUUUUUCUUUCUUUUCUGUCAUACCUACAAAAUUAAAAGUAUUUAUGACAGGAUAAAGUAUAGUAAAACUUGUGAACUUCCCUUGUGUAUUCCCCAAUCUUCAAGAUAUAUUCAAUCAAAUAGUUAAUUAAUAAUCACCAAAAAAAAAUUUAUUUGGUUUUAAAUUUAAUAAAUAUCGAGGUGAUGGAUUAAGCAGGAAAUAUAAUUUAUCAGCGAAAUGAUUCAACCAUGGCACUUGUAAUUCAUAAUUACUUUCAUAAUAAAAGUGCUACCUUACAGUGAAAAAUUAAAUGGUCUGUUGUUAAUUUUUCAAAAGCAUUUUAAUUCAUGGGAAGGGACAGACUCAAUUUCCAGGUGUGUCCAACACGACUCCCUCUUGAACAAACUAAAAACAACAUGAAUCAUUAGAAGUUAAUAGGGAAAUGAAUAGAUGCAUUGCAAAAUCACACAUUAUGUGGACAUAAUACCAAACAAUAAAUAAUCGCAGCAAUAAUAUUCGUUUAGCACUAUACAAAGAGUUACUUGUUUGUUCAAGUCGGUAUAGACAAAGUGUGAAUCUUAUUCAAUUGGCUGUCCAAAUUUAACUAAUCCUAUCAACUCCUGGACUCCAGUCCACUGCAUUAAGUUUUACAAUAACAUUUAACCUUUUUCUAUUGAGAUUGAUAACAACUUUCAAUAUUUGGUUUCAAAUGUGAGCAAGUGUUUAUUCAGUUUUAGUGUAAUAGUUUAUUGCAUGUAUUUCCAAAAUUGCAACACAUAUGGUAAAUAUUAUCUAAUAUCAGCCAGGGACUGUUUAGGGGUGAUAAAUUAAGUAAUAUAUCAAUUUAAAAUAAUUAUAGUACUGAGUCAAUGGAUAACAAAUCAAAUACAACUAAGUUAAAUUAUCUGUGAUUGAGUUUUCUAUGGAUAUCUUACACCAUGUAUGAUAUUAGUGUUAAGGUCAUUCUUAUUUUUAUAUUGUUGGUUAUAUAAUAUCGUUUAUCUGCCGUACUCUGAGGUAAGAUGACAGUAUCUUGUCAAAGCUUGUUUAUUCAGGCUAUUUAACUGUGCCUAUAACUGUUACGAACAUUAAUUAUAGCCAUAAAUAAAUAUUGUAAAAUAUCAUGAAUAUUA
Molecule: messenger RNA, 4763 nt
Organism: Macrosteles quadrilineatus (aster leafhopper)
Lineage: Eukaryota; Metazoa; Arthropoda; Insecta; Hemiptera; Cicadellidae
Gene: ALiX
Product: programmed cell death 6-interacting protein
Exons: 17
Coding region: 70-2709 (879 amino acids)
Biological process (GO): mitotic cytokinesis
Cellular component (GO): endosome
Molecular function (GO): protein binding
Source: RefSeq, a predicted model, not a curated record